This is a messenger RNA of Sparassis crispa, 360 nucleotides long. RefSeq lists its product as hypothetical. Bases 1 to 360 code for a protein of 119 amino acids. The record is from RefSeq and is a predicted model, not a curated record. Lineage: Eukaryota; Fungi; Basidiomycota; Agaricomycetes; Polyporales; Sparassidaceae. The transcript is spliced from 2 exons.
AUGUCGGAAACCACUGUACAGCCAGUCUCCCGCCCCAGGAAGCGCAGACUUCCUCGCGCAUAUGGAUACGCUUUCAACUGGGCCAUCCUCGCCCCACUUGCCAGGGAACUUGAUUUCCCGGACGUAACGCUCUCAAAUCUUGUCAACACCUACUUCAGGUUUCGCUUCUACCUAAUGAAUACUUGGGAUGUUCCGAAUGAAUGCUUCCGGAACCUCAGUACGAAGGGCAACUUGACGGUGGGGGUGGUGUUUGCCGACAACUGUUCACGCAAGCGGAAGAAGCCGGAUGAGGAUCUUGUGCAAAGGGUGAAGAAGGCAAUGAAGAUGGAAGAGGACCCAAAGUGGUAUUAUCUUGUUUAG